Molecule: messenger RNA, 3636 nt
Organism: Danio aesculapii
Lineage: Eukaryota; Metazoa; Chordata; Actinopteri; Cypriniformes; Danionidae
Gene: ei24
Product: EI24 autophagy associated transmembrane protein
Exons: 11
Coding region: 197-1219 (340 amino acids)
Biological process (GO): macroautophagy
Cellular component (GO): endoplasmic reticulum
Source: RefSeq, a predicted model, not a curated record
AUGCGCAGCUGCACUGGCCUGGUGCUGUUUUGUUGAAGCUUGAGAAAACUGAGUGGAACUUCAAGGCUUCAAGUGAAGAGAGAUUUCAGCCUAAAUAGGCACAUGAGUUUGCAGGCGUGUCCUCCUCCUGUCAUGAGAUCUUGCUUGACCUCUGACCUCUCCUCCUGCAGUUGAUGACUCUGCAGCCGGUGUGGCGAUGACGGACAGUGUCAGAGCGUUUCUCCGCAAUGUUGCGACGGGUAUCAAGGACUCGAUCCUGGGCAUUGGAACCAUCUCCAAACUCGAUGCUCGUAUUCAGCAGAAGCGAGAGGAGCAGAGGAGGCGCAGAUCAUGCGGAGCACUGGCCAUGAGACGAGCUCAAAGCGAAGAACGAAAACAAGACAGUGAACCCAAACUAGUAAGUCGAAUUUUCCAGUGCUGUGCCUGGAAUGGAGGUGUAUUUUGGCUAAGCCUGUUCCUGUUUUAUCGAGUGUUUAUCCCACUACUGCAGUCUCUCACUGCUAGAAUUAUAGGUGACCCUUCGCUGCAUGGGAAUGUGUGGUCAUGGCUGGAGUUCAUUCUAACGUCUGUAUUCAGUGCUCUCUGGGUUUUGCCGCUAUUUGUGCUUAGCAAGAUAGUCAACGCCAUUUGGUUUCAGGACAUUGCUGAUCUGGCGUUUGAAGUGUCUGGACGUAAAGCUCAGCCUUUUCCCAGCGUCAGUAAGAUCAUCGCGGACAUGCUCUUCAAUCUUCUGCUCCAGGCCCUCUUUCUCAUCCAGGGAUGGAUUGUGAGUCUCUUUCCCAUCGAUGCUAUUGGUCAGCUGGUCAGUCUCCUGCACAUGUCUCUGCUCUACUCGCUUUACUGCUUCGAAUAUCGCUGGUUUAAUCAUGGAAUUGAAAUGCACCAAAGGCUGUCAAACAUUGAGAGGAACUGGCCGUAUUAUUUUGGCUUCGGUUUGCCCAUGGCUCUGCUGACUGCUCUGCCCUCUUCAUACAUCAUAAGUGGUUGUUUGUUCUCCAUUCUCUUCCCACUCUUCAUCAUCAGCGCUAAUGAAGCAAAGACCCCAGUCAAGCUCUACCACUUCCAGCUCCGGCUCUUUUCCCUGGUCGUCCUCAUCAGUAACAAACUGUUCCACAAGACAGUGAACCUGCAGAGCUCCCUCAGCACCUCCGCGUCCACAGAGAAGCUGCCGUCUCCUCACGUGUCCCCAACUCGCCAGCGACCUUUACCCCCUCAGUGACCUCUCCAGGAUUCACCUCUCACUCUGAAAGCCGGGAAAUGAUCCAUUACGCACUCUCUGCAUUUGAAAGCGUGUGUCUGUGCUCUUCUGGACGGGUUAGUAAUGUGAAUCAAGGUUAUGAUUCUCGGUGUGAUUUUAAUUUGUUUUUCUCGGACUGAUUUUGUACCCAUUACGUGCCAUUUGGGUGAUUUGUAGAGACAGCACAAAGACCUCAGCGUGCACAUUUUCUGUGAAUUGGCCCACCGUCCUCUUUUUAGGCCCUGUAGUCUACAUUAGUCGACUCUUUUUAUCUAUUUAUGGCCUUCUUUUUAAUUUUAAUGUACUUUUUUGAGGCUCAGACAUGCGAGAGAGUGUAUUUAUCGAUUAACACUAAACUCAAUGAAGAAAAAAGUACCUGAUGGUUUACUUUCCUGCACUGACAACUGAUCUAGAGUCAGAAACGAUCAAUUUUAAAGGCCUCUUUGAGCAGUAGAUGUUUCUUGAUAUGAAAGAUAUGAGUUAUCGGUAACACUUUACAAUAUGGGACACUUGGCUAAUGUUAGUUAAUGUAUAUACUAACAUGACUGAAUAAAGUUUGAACAGCAUUUAUUAGUUAUAGUUCAUGGUUUACUAACGGGAUUAGUUGGUAAAAGGGAUAGUUCACUCAAUUUCAUUUACUCAAUAUUUGUUCAUUCUCAAGUGGUUUAAAAACGUUUAUGAGGUUUUUUCUUCCAUUGAACACAAAAUACGAUAUUUAGAAGAAUGUUAGAAACCUGUAACCUUUCAUAAUUCACUCAAAAAAUGAAAACUUACUUAAUAUUUACUCAUCCUCAAGUGAUUUAAAAACCUUCAUGAGUUAGUUUUUUUCUGUUGAACACCAAAUAAGAUACUUUGAAGAAUGAUAGAAACCUGUAACCAUUGAUGGUUCACUAAAAAAAAUAAAAAACUUACUCAAUAUUUACUCAUUCUCGAGUGGUUUAAAUACCCUCAUGAGGUAGUCUUUUUUCUGUUGAACAAAAAAUGAGAUAUUUUGAAGCAUGUAAGAAAACUAUAACCAUUGAUAGAGCACUAAAAGAUUUUAAAUUUACUCAAUAUUUACUCAUCCUCGGGUGGUUUCAAACCUUUGUGUUUCUCACUAAAUAAGAUAGUUAGAAGAAUAAUAGUGCAUUCAAAAAAUGAAAAUUUACUCAAUAUUUACUCAUCCUCGGGUGGUUUCAAAUCUUUAUAACGUUCUAUCUUCCGUUGAACACAAAAUAAGGUAUUUUUAAGCAUGAUAGAAGCCUGUAACCAUUGAUAAUUCACUCAAAAAAUGUAAAUUUACUCAAUAUUUACUCAUCCUCAAGUGGUUUCAAACAUUUAUCUGUUUCUUUUUUCUGUUGGACACAAAGUAAGAUAUUUUGAAGAAUGUUAGAAACCUGUAACCAUUGACUUCCAUUGGAAAAACAAAUGCUAUGGAAGUCAGUUGCUUACAGGUUUCCAACUUUCUUCAAAUUAUAUUCUUUUGUGUUCAACAGGAGAGAAAAUCAUCAAAGCAAAUGAUGACUGGAUUUUUUUUUUGGUGAACGAUCCCUUUAACGUGAGCUAAAAAUAAACAACUGUAUGUUAACAAAGAUGGAUAAAUACUGUAAUAAAUGUAUUGUUCACAUUAUUAAUUACAUUAACUAGUGUCCCAUAUUGUAAAGUGUUACCGAAUUAUCAGCGUGCAUCUUCCUCGAAGAAUGAUUCAGCCAAAAGCUAACCUCCAAAUUCAUCAUUUAUCUAUCGAACUCAAAAAGAGAGACUUUGAAGAAUGUUCACACCUCUCAAAUCACUGUAUACUUUUGUUGUAUUAAAAAAAGAGCAGUACGAAUGUUCUUUUAAAUCUCUCCAUUUGUGUUCCUCUGGAGAAAUCAGAUUAGACGGAGUAAAUGAUGAGAGAACUUUACAGAAAAAUUCAUUUUAACGUUCAACUCAAAAGGGAGCUGCUUUUUAUUUGGGUUUCUUUUUAUAGUGCGUUUUUAUUUCGGGAAUACCAUGUCAACAUGAUCCAGUGUCAUCUGCGAUGGUUUCGGGGAUGAUUUUCCAACAGUAUGCACAAGCUUUAUUCCUCUGCUGCUGUCAGGUGACACUGCCAAACUGUGCGACACGUGUGAAUCUGUCCUUUUAAAUGACCACGGAUCCGGUUUCUGAUGAACGCUGGCAUGCGGAGUGGAUGUCCACUGUGGUGUGUGUUCCUGUUUUCGAACAUUUGAAAGUGAAGCACAUACUAAUGGCUCGUUUCGAUGUCAUUGUAUCUAUUGUGGGUGGGUGGUGUGUGUUUUUAAAAACAAAUGGGUUGUAAUUAUCGACGGCAGUCCAUAGUGUUACACCUACAGACGGAUAUUUGUGAGUGACAUUUUGUAAAGUAUUACAUUAUUUCAAUAAACUUGCUCUGUAUACAGUAUGGAGCGUUUAUUUUA